AUGUGCUGGGGGUGGUGUGGCUGCUUGCAGGAAGCUUCCGAGGCCGCGUCUCCUACAUCCCGAAGCCUGAGCACGGGGUUAAAGCGCGACGAUGCUGAAGUGCGCAGUGCAUGGUUUCAUGGCGCGGCCAGCUCCCGAAAGCGAAGCGCCUCCCGGGAGUGUGGGGCGAAGGGGCAGUGUGGAGGCCGGGCCCCCACUGCCCCGGGGGUGACGUGGCCGGUGCCCAUCCUCAAGCUCUCUUCCUUCUGCUUCCUUUGCCCCGCCAGGCGUCCUCACCCCCUCGGGGCCACCAUGUCCCUCCCCAAGGGCGAGGGGGGGGUGCCCCCGCCUGCGGGCUUCGCAGCGCACGAGACGGAAUGCAGGAUCUGCUACGAGCACUUCGACGGCCGCACCCGCCAGCCCAAGCUGCUGAGCUGCCGGCAUCGCGUCUGCGCCCGGUGCCUGCGCAGGAUGGCAGAGGAGGGCGAGUCGCCGGGCCGCCUCCGGUGCCCCUUCUGCCGCCGGGAGACGGUGGUGCCGGAGAGGGAGGUGGCGCGGCUUCCGGAGGACGGGCGGGUGCUGGCCCUGCUGAGCUGCCGGGAGCGGGCCCGGAGGCAGGGCGCGGCCGGCCGCUCGCCGGAGGUGCUGCUGUGCCCCGGCGUGCUGGAGCCCUUCGCGGAGGGCCGGCAUGGCUCCUCAGACUGCCUGGUCGUCACUCUCCUGGAGCUGCCCGAGGAUGUGGCGGCCCCCGAGGGGGCGGGGGGCCCGGGCGUGCUGCGCCUCUCCCGGCCGCCCAGCCUGGCCUCGCUGGCCAAGUGCCAGCCCUGCCGCCCCGCCUGGCCGGCCGCCCCGCGCUUCCUCGUGGGCGUGCUGUGCCUGGCCUACCUCAGCUCGCUGCCCCUCGGCAUCUACCUCCUGCUGGUGGAGCGCCUCCGCCUGGGCCUCGCCCUGGCCGGCCUCGUGCCCGCCACCCUCCUCGCCGGCGCCUGCUGCUGCCUCUGUCGGUGCCUGUGCCCCAAGCGCCUCGGCCUGCCUCCGUGA
Varanus komodoensis (Komodo dragon) is the source of this 1020-nucleotide messenger RNA. RefSeq names its product E3 ubiquitin-protein ligase RNF182-like. Lineage: Eukaryota; Metazoa; Chordata; Lepidosauria; Squamata; Varanidae. The coding region runs from base 1 to 1020 and encodes 339 amino acids. The record is from RefSeq and is a predicted model, not a curated record. The transcript has a single exon.